AUGAUACCCACUGCAGCUCCCAAGAAAAAGCGCGCGCCUAGGCGAUGUAUGAGAUGUCCCAACAGGCCGUUACUCUCGACUUGUGAGCAUCGCUUCAGGAAGCCUCGCCUCGAGACUACAGGAGUUCCGUCAACCCCCAACACCAAUGUAACCUCGACGGCAACGACUAUCCCGCCUAUCCCGCCUCCCAUAGACCCUUUACUUUUGGAGGAAGAACGCCUAAUGCGGGAGACAGCCCUCCUACGCGACGGCUUGAUGCAGUCAGCGGGCCCUGCAAACAUCGAUGAACAGCCAGAAGAAGACGGUGGAACACGGACCCCUUCACCUAGGAUCGAUGGACAAUCCCAGACCCAGCACAUGGGGUCUCCAGGCGCGCCUGCAAGUGACGAGCCGCAGCAGGAAGGCGGCGGUGGACCACAUACCCAGGCACGUACCGUCGAAGGCGAAACCCAGACCCAGCCCCCGCGUACCCCAUCCCCUGCAGUCCAAAGCCGGUCCCCAUCCCCUACCCCAUCCCCUGCUAUGCAAGACGAGCCCCAGUCGCAACGUCCAGGCAAGGAGGCGACCCGCCGGGUUAAACGUAUCCAACCGUCGGGGGUGAACCACUUCCAUGGGUUCGUUGAAGGUGCGGGACGUGGAUCAGAGGAAUACCGUGUAUAUCGUGUCCGCGAACUCAAACCCCCCAUCACCGACGAAACCAAGGCCACGAAGGAUCUCGAACGGUGGACGAUCGACCUACUCUCUCGUUGCGAAGCGAUUUCGACUCGAUCUGGAUGUUGGCUUUACAUGGCUAUCCAGCACCCCGCUGCUAGGACACCGUUCGUCCACUUCAUGUCGCGAAAACUCAGGAGGGAUGCACCUGAGGCCUGCAAGCUUAUCCAUCGAGAGGUUCGUCAGACCAUGAACGCUCUCACUCGAGCGCAUCGUCGCGGAAGGGUUGAGCUAGAGGUGGAGUUGGAGAAAACGAAGGAUGACCUUGAAUCGGCGCAGAAGCGUGCGGAGGACGCUGAGAGGGCCCUGGAAGCCUUGAAGGCGAAACUCGCAGCUAGCCUCCAGGGGUCCUCACAGGCUACCGACUUCCCUCAGGAUACUCAACCCGAACAACCUGUCCAUCCUGAGGAGUAG
Coprinopsis cinerea okayama7#130 is the source of this 1125-nucleotide messenger RNA. RefSeq lists its product as hypothetical. The record is from RefSeq and is a predicted model, not a curated record. Bases 1 to 1125 code for a protein of 374 amino acids. The transcript is spliced from 4 exons. Lineage: Eukaryota; Fungi; Basidiomycota; Agaricomycetes; Agaricales; Psathyrellaceae.